Molecule: messenger RNA, 1038 nt
Organism: Penicillium chermesinum
Lineage: Eukaryota; Fungi; Ascomycota; Eurotiomycetes; Eurotiales; Aspergillaceae
Exons: 3
Coding region: 1-1038 (345 amino acids)
Source: RefSeq, a predicted model, not a curated record
AUGGAGUACAAGGGCCUGGGGAGGGCUAUUCCACAUAAGACCACAUAUGGCCAGGAUGACCCCCCUGAGACCUUCGAAGCUACAACACCGACGCAAGCUCCUACCGUGGUGGAAGGCCGCGUCGAAGAGAUCCUUUUGAAGGAAGACGGUAAACGCCCGAACACCGACCCCUCAGAAGCAGAGUCGGGAUCGUUAAAGGAGUUCGAGCUCAAAUCGGCAAUACGAAAGACGCAGGAACAGCUCCGUGAACUAGAGGUAAAGCAAAUCGAAGCCAUUCGAACGGAGAUAAAACACCUCGAGGAGAAACUGCGAAUGUCUAUAAAGCCCUCUUCGACAGCACGCAGCUCCUUGGAGAUGGAGGGGCUGUAUCAGGUCCCCUCGACGGGAAAAUAUGUGUUAAGAACGGACAUCGCCCCCGAUGCCAGCGAUCUCCCACGCUUUGACGGACGGUCGAAGGAAGCCUGUGACUUCAUGUGCACAAGGCUGGAAUGGUUCUUCGAAAUGCACGAAGGGUAUUUUAUCAACGAUGAGAGAAAGAUUCUUUGUGCCGUGGACUGUCUACCGCCGUGGCUGCAAAUGAGAUGGAUGGUAUUCGAAAUCGAGUACUACGGCCCAAUCUCCUAUGGGGAGUUCCUCGAUUGGAUACGCCAAUUUAUAAGAGUUCCCACCAAGGCCGAGAUAAAGCAAGCCAAGGAAGAAUGGUUCGCUUCCAUGCAGAAGGAAGGCGAGGGUGUCAUGGAGUUUUCGAACCGAUUGCACAACUGGAAAGAAAUAAUGGACCGCCAACCUACCGAGGCAGAGAGAAAGGACCGGUUGUAUACGGGCCUGCUGCCUAUAAUCAAAGUGGAGGUGUCUCGAUCCGGUGAAGAUGUCAUCGAGAAAGAAGUCCCUCGGCCAAAUCUUAAUGUGGCCCCUUGUGGACAUGACAGGCUUCGUCCCGGCUUCCUUGUCUCGACGGAGGCCUCUAAUCGCCCGAAAGUACAAUUGUCAUUUGCACUUUACUCCCUUGGGUCGCGCGUGGGCAUACUUCCGGAAUAA